AUGGCGCGCACGGAGAAGAGAUCAGACAUCAUUGAGCUUGCAAAGACGCUCAGCAACACACCAUGGUGCGAUGACUACGAGAAGAUGAUAUCCGGAAUGUUUUACGACUCAUUCGUACCUGAGCUCGUCGAAGGUCGACUACGCGCUCGGAAACUCGUCAAGAAGUACAACGAGUACCUCCCUGACGAUGCAACCGAUGAAUCGCUGAAUAGAGACCGUGAGAUUAUGCUGAAGGAGUUCAUCGGGCAUGUUGGUCAAGGAGUCUGCAUUGACCCUCCUUUUCGAGUUGAUUACGGGUGCAAUAUAAUCAUUGGCGACGCCUUCUAUGCAAACUUCAAUAUGGUGAUUCUCGAUUGCGCAAUUGUGAAAAUUGGUGAUCGCGUCAAAUUCGGACCAGACGUGAGUGUCUUUGCAGCGACGCACCCGACGGAAGUGCGGGCGAGAAGAGUGACUCCAGACUACUCGAAAGAAGUGACAAUUGGAAAUGAUUGUUGGAUUGGAGGUCACACUGUGAUCAUGCCGGGUGUCACUAUAGGUGAUGGGGUGACCAUUGGGGCCAGCUCGGUAGUAACGAGAGACAUUCCAAGCUAUUCCAUAGCCGUUGGGUCGCCAGCAAGAGUAAUCAAGAGAGUAGAAUCUGUCAAUAUGUGA
Talaromyces amestolkiae is the source of this 651-nucleotide messenger RNA. RefSeq lists its product as uncharacterized. The transcript has 3 exons. The coding region runs from base 1 to 651 and encodes 216 amino acids. The record is from RefSeq and is a predicted model, not a curated record. Gene Ontology annotation, molecular function: acetyltransferase activity. Lineage: Eukaryota; Fungi; Ascomycota; Eurotiomycetes; Eurotiales; Trichocomaceae.